AUGGCGGCACCUUUCACGUUGAGGAAAAUCGGUGUUCCGCCGAAUUCAGCGAACCUGACGGAAGCUCGCCGCCGUGUUUUCGAUUUCUUUAGAGCUGCCUGUAGAUCCAUCCCUACCGUCAUGGACAUUUACAAUCUUCAAGAUGUCGUCGCGCCUUCUCAGCUCCGCUUUGCAAUCUCUGCUCAGAUUCGGAACAACGCUCACAUCACCGACCCUAAGGUAAUUGAUCUGCUUCUAUUCAAGGGAAUGGAAGAGCUGACUGAUAUAGUGGAUCACGCAAAGCAACGUCACCACAUUAUCGGCCAAUACGUGACAGGUGAAGGGCUUACGCAGAACACCGGAAACAAGGAUGAAGGAAAGUCUGAUUUUCUCAAGAAUUUCUAUACCAGCAACUACAAUUAA
This is a messenger RNA of Microthlaspi erraticum, 402 nucleotides long. The record is from the annotation of a GenBank genome assembly. NCBI's taxonomy places the organism in Eukaryota, Viridiplantae, Streptophyta, Magnoliopsida, Brassicales, Brassicaceae.